AAUAAAACAAAAUUAAAAAUCGGCGCCAAAAUUUGUACUACCAAUAAUAUAUAAAAUUUUGAUAUUUUUGCCAGAUUACAACUGAAUAACAAUAAUUAUUAUUGUCCAAUUUUUACGCACUUGGCACAGUUUUGUAUAUCAUCGCUAAUUAGCAAAUACAGUGCUUACGUGGGUCACAAUAUGAAUAUAGUGAACUCACCGCCAGCUUAUCAGACCAGCGUCGCCCAGAAAUCUCGUGCGAAAAUCGCUGCCCAUCAUCGGUUCAAAUAUGGAUCCCCAAAACUAGUGGACAUGAUGCGAGAAAAAUGUCGACUUCGUAUCAAAGAGGCCCGCAGCGACCACUUGCUGCGAAAGCGGAACAUCGUGCAGGAGGAAAAAGCUCUGCUGGAGUCCAUCGUUCGCCAGGAGCUGUCCGAACUGGAGCAAGACAUUGCACUGCAGGAGUUAAUCUUCCAGGAGUUGAUUGCCGAAACUGAUGAAUGGUUGUUCGAAGAGUACGAACGAUCCGAAUGUUACCAGAUCGAUGAAUUCGGGGAGGAAGUGGUAUUUUGCCCCUUCUGUCAGAAAGAUAAGCUGGUUCAGAUGGGGGAUAGCGCUGCGAUGCGAUGUUCGUGCGGUGUCAUGAUUAAACAUUCGGGUGGAAUCGAGGGAAUCGGAAUGGCUGUCCGGAAUGCACUCCAGGAGCAUAAUACACGGUGUGAUUCCGAAAUGCAGUUCUUUCUCGAGCCAGACGACGUUGAUAAAAGCUUUGGAUGGUUGAAUGCUUUAUGUCCCAGCUGCGAUUAUUGCAGAAGUUUAACUAAUUAAGUUUGAUAUGUUUUGGAUAUUUGAUUAGUUUAUUGCAGUACCUAUUAAGUAAUAUGUUUUGGAUAUGUUUUAAAUCAUUCUUGUAAGUUGUUAUGCAUAUUUUUUUGUUUUUGACGUACAAUUUAAUCUUUGAAAAUAUAUAAAAAUUGCUUGACUUCGAUUA
Messenger RNA from Armigeres subalbatus, 970 nucleotides. It is a transcript of the gene Ripalpha, whose product is annotated as RIP-like protein. Gene Ontology annotation, biological process: protein import into nucleus. The record is from RefSeq and is a predicted model, not a curated record. Gene Ontology annotation, cellular component: nucleus. Bases 181 to 807 code for a protein of 208 amino acids. The transcript is spliced from 2 exons. NCBI's taxonomy places the organism in Eukaryota, Metazoa, Arthropoda, Insecta, Diptera, Culicidae.